Molecule: messenger RNA, 692 nt
Organism: Olea europaea var. sylvestris
Lineage: Eukaryota; Viridiplantae; Streptophyta; Magnoliopsida; Lamiales; Oleaceae
Product: mitotic spindle checkpoint protein MAD1-like
Exons: 3
Coding region: 143-547 (134 amino acids)
Biological process (GO): mitotic spindle assembly checkpoint signaling; attachment of mitotic spindle microtubules to kinetochore
Cellular component (GO): nuclear envelope; kinetochore; mitotic spindle
Source: RefSeq, a predicted model, not a curated record
UUCGAAUGACCUUCAUCUUUGUUAUGGAAACUACACUUUUUUCUGUAGAAAGAUGAGUAGACUCAUCGGUCUAUUAGCGAAAAUUCAAAGACCAACUACUACUGCUAAAGUAUUUGCAGUGGGGAUUUGGUGCAACUGAGUUAUGGUAAACAUGACGGGUUUAUUUUAUUGUGUAUCUUGUCUCUAUACCAAUAUAACCAGCCAAUAUCCUUUUUGCAUGCCUUCUGGACCAAAUUUUUUGCUCAUAAUUCUGAAGUCUGUUGAAGUGAUCUUCGAAAUACUUUGCCAGAUUGUUAUGGAUGACCACCAACGCUCGGAUGGAAUUCCAGUUACUCGCUUUACCCUUCAUUCGAUCUACGCACAAAGCGACAAUGAAAAGCUUGAAUUUGAAUAUGAAUCAGGGAACAUGAACUUUUUGGCAAAUGAGUAUGCCUCACAUCCUGAGUUAUCUCGGCAGGUUGAAGUAUUUAUCCGAAAGAUGAAUUCAAUUCCGGCUUUCACAGCCAACCUGACAGUCGAAUCUUUCAAUAAGCGGACCCUCUCUUAAAAUAUAGCAACAAAUAUUAUUGAUUUCCAAACACCCCAAGGUUGUUUCUUUUCUUUCUUCUUCUUUGUCGUGUGUGCGUGUGCGUAUUCUUCAAUUCUAUAAACAUGUAUGAAUGUACUGACUUUUUUAUUUUUCUUUGUUGGUG